Molecule: messenger RNA, 1164 nt
Organism: Penicillium crustosum
Lineage: Eukaryota; Fungi; Ascomycota; Eurotiomycetes; Eurotiales; Aspergillaceae
Product: putative citrate synthase
Exons: 3
Coding region: 1-1164 (387 amino acids)
Biological process (GO): tricarboxylic acid cycle; carbohydrate metabolic process
Cellular component (GO): mitochondrial matrix
Source: RefSeq, a predicted model, not a curated record
AUGUCAACUGGCACUUUAUUCAUCCGCGACUCGCGCACUAAUGCUAACUAUAAAAUCCCCAUUAAUCGAAAUACAGUACGCGCGACCGACCUUCAAGGUAUCCGGGCGCCUUCAUUCAACACUAAUCGCGCAGAUCAAGUUGCCCAUGGAUUGCGAGUCUAUGAUCCCGGAUUGCAGAACACAGCCGUGACAACAUCGGCUAUCAGUUUCUCUGAUCAUGAGCACGGUCUACUGCUAUAUCGAGGACAUACUCUGGAGCAACUGUGGGGAUCCGACUUUGAAGAAAUGUUCCAUUUGCUACUAUGGGGGGCAUAUCCUACAGCAAGUCAACGCGAAGAGCUACGCCAGCGACUGGCACAGUAUAUGCAAGAAGUCCCUGAUAUUGUGCGCCAGACCAUAUUUAAUCUCCCAACGGCGACCAGCCCACUGCCGCUGAUUCUAGCAGGCCUUUCAGCCUACCUGGCCUGUAUACCAGAUGUGACUCCAGCAAAUACAAAUGCGACAAUUUACCAAACGGACAUCAAACGGGCCGACCAAAUCAUCCUACAAACUGUCGCCGCCUAUGCAGUUGUCUUCGGAGCAGUGCGAUCCCACCGACUAGGGAUUCCCUGGCAGUCUCCAUCUCUCCACCAGACCUACUACGAGAAUCUAUUCACAAUGGCCGGUCUUGUAGACCCAGACACAAGCCGCCCAGAUCCUACACGCAUAUCCUGCUUCCGCCGCUUUGGCAAUCUUAAUGCCGAGCACGGAAUGGCCUUAACAGUAUUCUCAACCCUGGUGACCGCCUCAUCCCUCACUGACCCGGUGUCUUGUCUGAUAUCUGCUGUGGCCGCCGCCCACGGACCCUUACACUUCGGUGCAACUGAGUCCGCCCAACGCGCCCUCCGCGACAUCGGACAUCCAACGAAUGUCCCAGCCUUCAUUGAAGAAAUUAAGUCCGGAAAACGAAAAUUAUUCGGCUACGGUCAUCGCACUUAUAAAGGAAUGGACCCACGGGUGCGCCCUAUCCAAAGUAUCUUGAAGGAUUUGGCAGAUGUUCAUGAACCGCUAUUGAAAGUCGCUGAAGCGAUUGAGGAGGCUGCUGCGAAAGACGAGUUUUUCAGUACCCGGGGAUUGUAUCCUAAUGCGGACUUUUAUGGUAACUUCGUGUUUACUGGAAUGUGA